This is a messenger RNA of Rosa rugosa (rugosa rose), 810 nucleotides long. RefSeq names its product vacuolar iron transporter homolog 2.1-like. The record is from RefSeq and is a predicted model, not a curated record. Gene Ontology annotation, cellular component: membrane. Bases 1 to 810 code for a protein of 269 amino acids. Gene Ontology annotation, molecular function: manganese ion transmembrane transporter activity; iron ion transmembrane transporter activity. Gene Ontology annotation, biological process: intracellular manganese ion homeostasis. The transcript is spliced from 3 exons. Lineage: Eukaryota; Viridiplantae; Streptophyta; Magnoliopsida; Rosales; Rosaceae.
AUGGCUGCUCUUCUCUCCAGUACUAGGCUACUUGAUCCAGUAGUAGUUGACGAUAUUGAAGAAGAUAGAGAAAGCUUUGAUAACGGUGCUGCUAGUUCGAGACCAAAAGAGCCAUGGAAAGCAGAGUAUGCCAAGAGCAUUCUGUAUGCUGGUCUCGAUGCCAUUGUCACUUGCUUCUCUCUAAUCUCUUCCAUCUCCGCCAGCCGUCUAACUUCCGCGGACGUGCUGGUGCUAGGAUUUGCAAAUCUGGUGGCAGAUGGGAUAUCUAUGGGAGUUGGAGAUUUUUUGUCCAGCAGCAGCGAAAAGGAUGUUGCCGCCAAAGAAAUGGCGGUGACGGAAUGGGAUGUCACAAAUCACGGCGGCCUUGAGAAGAUGGAGUUGCUCCAAAAGUAUCAAGCACUUGGGAUGGACGUUGAUGAUGCCGCCACGGUUGUUAGCAUUUUUGCGAAGUACAAUGACAUCUUGGUGCACGAGAAAAUGAUGGCUUAUGGAAGGCUACCGCCAGAAGAAGCAGAAAAGCCAUGGAAGAACGGCCUUGUAACAUUUGCUGCCUUCCUUGUCUUUGGCACUGCUCCUCUCCUGUCUUUUAUUGUCCUCAUCCCAUUUACGAACAGUGACUUGGUUAAGUUUGUUGGUGCUUGUAUCCUCUCUGCGCUUGCACUCACGCUUCUUGGAAUUGUAAAGGCCAAGAUUGCAGGCCAGAACUAUGCUUUCUCUGUGGUAGUGACUCUCUUCAAUGGUGCUGCCGCCGCAGCUGCCGCUUAUGUCGUUGGAUGGACACUGAACAAUAUAGCUGGCCUAGAAGGUUGA